CGUUAUUUCCCCUCCCCGUCGACCCAGCCGCCCCACACAACCGUAGCCGCGCUCUACCAGCCGUCCACCGCCGCGCCGCGCCGCGCUCUACCGGUUGGCGGCCACCACGCCGCGCCGCCCUCUACCGGUCGCCGGCCGCCACCUCGACUGCGUUGGGCAUGGCGUCCUCCUCCAAGCCCCCGGAUCCGGAUCCGGAUCGGGAUCCAGGUCAAGAUGAUCCAGCUGAAGAGAUGUACCCGGUGCAGUUGGUACGCGAUCGUGACAAGCUCAAGUAUAUAAUUCGUGAGCCAGCAGCCGGAACUCGUUUCUUGGCCUAUCUGUGUAACACACUACUUGUCCUGAGCGCUAUCAAAAUAGAAGAUGACGACUUGAAUGGAGGCUAUGUUUCGGAAGCUGUUUUGAUUAGAAAGCUGUCCCCCUUAGUGCGUGAUGCCUAUAAAGGCCAAAAUUUUGGAGAUAGUGAACAUGUUACUACGAUUAUAAACUCUGUACUGAAUGAUUGGGUCCAUUGUGCUAAAGAGCUGGAUCCUACAUUCAAAUGGCCUUAUUCAUUUAAGGAUGAUGAACAUGGGUUUCUCGUUGUAUCCCGUGCUGUUGGUGUUGAAGUGUACCAUGGACACGCUCUGAGUCCCAGUAAUAAAUCUGCGGAGCUUACCAUUGGUUCUAAAGGGUUGGCUCAACUUUCUAAAGCCCUAUUGAAGAGAAAAAAGUCAGCGACAAAAAGUCAGACAGGUCUUCCAAAUAACUAUCUCAUUAUUGAGCAGCUACUGAAUGAACACACGGAUUAUAGUGUAAAGACUCUGGUUGGGGCAAUGGAGCUUGAGUGUGAGAAAAAAUGCAGAAAUGAGGCAGUUUCCAUAUUUUACUGGAAGAAACACUUCAGCACAAUUAAACUUCAUUCAGGAAUGCUAUAUGUGCUUAAUCCUGUUGCAAGCUCCUUAGUCGAGGAGUUCAUUUGGCAGAAGUUGACUGCAAUAACCGACUUAUCAUGCAAAGACAAGGAUUCAUUUUUUGAUAGCCAUUUCAGACCUUGUGACGAAAAUACAGUUGAUACUCUCAAGCCACUCUUCCAUGGUGAUAAUGAUGGUGAAUCUAGCAACAGCCCUGAACUGAAUGCUCAACAUGCAGUAACCUUUCACCGUAAUGAUAUUGGCAAAUCCAGAAACAGCAGUGAACUGAAUGUUCAAGAAGCAGGAUUGGUUGAAGUCCUUAUUCAGUAUGGUCGGAAUUUUUUGAGUCAAGAUUUAACCGCAAUUGCUGAUUCCGUAGAGAAGAACAAGCGAUUAGUUAGUGAGUUGGAUUGGCAUAAAAUUUCGUCUCGGAUGCAAACUAUUGCCUUUGAUCAUUUAGAGGUUUAUAGGAUUUGUGUUCAAAGGAAAGAAGAGUUGAAGACCAGUGUCGACGCUUUAAGGCAGGUGAAAGAUUCGAUCUUGCUUUUGGUGGCUGCUUUCAUGCAAAAGGCAGAAAUAUGUGAACAGCUUGAGUUAGAUAUUGUUCUUCCUCUCGUGGAUGUUAUAAUGUCAGAGUACUUUCAAACUGCACAUGGUGACAUGCCAUAUGCGUUUCAGAUGGUUUUGGCAUCUAUUGCUCGCAAGUGUAAGUGCAUCGAACAAAUUUUCAGGCCUGCCUUCUAUCAUCUUGAGGAUAAAAUGGAAAAAGCCAAGCAUGUUUACCUAUUUUCGUUGUUAACGACCAUUUUAAGUUCCCAUUUUGGACUUUUAAUCAAGCUUCCACUUGAGUCUGUUGCGACGAACUUUUGUGUGGUAAUAAAUGAGGACAAUGGUCUCGAUGAUGAUAGUCACAAUGCAAUAUUGGAAUUCAUUCUUAUUUUUGAGAAUAACAUUAAGGCUGGCAGUUUGGCUGGGCCUCUGUUGAACAAAAAUAUGUCUAUAAUUUUCAAUACCAUUGUAUCGAUGUACAGUACCGCAAGAAAAGAUCAUUCGAUUACUUCUCAAGAGAUUUUAAGAUCCAUCGGUUGCGCAAUAUAUAAGUUAGUUGAGGCAUUCUUGGAGAAGGCUGAAGGAUUUGAUGAUCUAGAAACCAAAUUUGUCAUCCCUUUAGUGGAGGAUGCACUUGAUGGAUUUAUGAAAACUGCAUCUGAAAUUAUCCCUUCUGAAUUUCUGUCUUUAUCAAAGAUGGUUAUAAACAAGUGCAACGAAGCUAAUAAAAUAGUCUCCACCCUUUUUAAUUCUUCCGAUGAGGAAAUCUUCUAUGUAGAGCAUUCUGAUUAUUGUCUUGCGUUACUUGAGGAAGCUUGUCUUCAUCGUUCCAAAGUUUUCACCAAGUUUACUGAUCCGGAAUUGAACUGUAUAAUACAGUUCACUCGAUGGGCAAUGAUGAAGCAGACAGAAUUAAACAUUACUAAAACUUCGGCAAGUUGUUUACUAGAGAUGCUAAAAGCUUUUGAGGAACGAGGUGAUCAGAGUGCUUUCUAUAAAGAACAUAUGUUAGGAUUUGUUGACGAUGCAGUGAUCCUACUCUGUCGUUCUCCUGGGUCUGAUAUCAAAACUAUUUGUUUUGAUAUAUUAGCGCACCUAUUUACAGUGGUUGACAAUGUCUCAGAACCUUUGUGGGAUUCAAAUUAUUUUCCCACCCAUUAUAAUGGGAUGUUCGCUAGAGAGCAAGCUGCUAAUAUCAUCCAAUCAAGAUUGCAUACUCCAUAUUCAGAGGCAACAAAGUUCGUGGAUGGACUUUUUGAGGCAAGAGGCGAUUUCUCUGGCUUUCGGGAAAAGGCUAAUAAUCUUUUAAGUCAGUUGAAGCGGCCACAUCAAAUAAGUGAAUCAGUACCUGCCUCUACUUCGUAUGAAUACCCAUUAAGUUCAUCCUGCCCUGAACUGUUAGCUGCUACUCUUGAAAAAAAUUAUGGAGAACGUUUUGAAAACUUUCUGAAGAAGUAUAAACAAGAUGGUUGCCACUCUCCCCAUUACGAGGGAGUUGUCUGUGCAAUGUACAUGACUGGUCAAAUUAAGUUUAUAGUUGAUUUUGAACAUAUUAUAUCUCAUGACGUUUCACUUGCCAGUGAUAUGCUUGUUGCUUUUAGCAGAUUUCAGCAUAAAAUGAAAGUAGUUGUAUCGAAAUAUGUUUCUGAUAUGAAGAGAAAACUGGAUGAUGCGUUUAGUGGUAGCAUGCCACACUUAUCCUCUCAAUCGUUGUGUGGUGAAGUAGCAGUAUUUGUUGUUCAUAUGCCCGAAAGUAUUGAAUCUUUCUCAGAGUUCAUAAAAUUACCUGGCAAUGAGGUAGUCAUGGAUCAAACAAUUUUUCAAGGGCCAAAUUCAGUUGUGAUUCAAAAGAAGACAGAUAUUGGCAGGCUUGCUUUAUGCUCGUACAUCCAGGAAAUAUGCCAGAAGCAUGCAGAUGGUGAUAGUUGGGAUGGACAACUUUCACUUGAGGACUUCAAGGUUUUUAACAAAAAGGUGUUCAAAAUCUGCAGAAGAUCUUGUGGCUUUUGUACCCACUUGUCUACUUCAAGAGAUUAUGAAAAAUUUGCCAUGGACUUUCUGAAGCUUUACGGCAAUUCAGCCUUUAUUAAAGUUCUUAUCAACGAUAUGAAGACAUUCAUACGGGUAGAGGAAUAUAAUGAUGCAGCUGCAAGAGAAUUCCGGUUUCGUAUGAUGACUCACUUUGCUGGGAAGAGUUCUGUUCUUAGGGCUCUAAUCGGGUUCAGUUGCGCUGGCGUUAAGCCGCCAGUUAGUGGCUUGGCUAAGGAAAGCAAAAGACAAUCCUGUUCUGUUGAAACUCUACAAUCACGGGAAAGACAAAGCUGUAAUUCUGGAGAACUUGGAGCGUUUAGAGAAGAGUUUGCCUGCAGGAAGUGAUGAAGAACUGGAUGCCGUUGUGGAUCGGCUGAGAAGGCUUGUGAUGAUUGAUUCUAAAGUUUUACUGGAGAGCGACUCACAACCUGAUGCUGCACAACCUGAUGCUGCAAUAGAUGAUGAAAAACCAUCUGAAGUUGUUGUGUUUUAUGAUGAAAGAAAAAGUGUAAGUCAACCUGGAGAUGAAUUUUACAAUGCCACUUUGUUGAGCCUGGUCUUUUAUGUUCGCCAUGGAGUGACUCAUAUUGGCGAUCUGGAUAAUGCUGGCAAAUCAACAUGGAUAAGGAAAUUGAUUGAGCUUGAGCUACUACUGUCUCAUGUCUUAGGUGAAGAGAUGUCUCAUCUUACUGCUGACCUUGUUCUCAACAUUAACAUGCUUUCUGAUGAAGCAUUAGAAAUGCUUGAAGAUUCUUGGAAUAUCUUUGCUUCCUUAAUAACAAACAUUCCGUACUCGGAGCCUCUGGGAUUGCGUGAGUUGCGUGCAUUGAAGUCCAGAAAGAACUGACCUCAUGCUGUCUGCCAAUGAGACUCCUUACUGUGUCCUUCAUCUGAAACUGGUGAUGGCAAGUAAUUCUUGUCUGCAGAAGCUAAUAGUUCGGCGUCGAAGAUUUUGAAACUGUGUUGACGACAGCAAUUCUUCUCUGUGUUUAUGGUAGUGUAGAAGUUAACAUUUCCGUGUUGUGUUUGUGCUAUUUGCUGUAUGGUGCCAAUACAUGGUCGACCACUGGCUACACUCUGGUGAGAUACAGCUCUCGGUUUCUGCUACUAUUGUGGGCUUGUGGCACACGGUUUCACCUUACAGCUCGUUUUAUGCUGAUUAGUGCACACCAUUCAAAUUUUGACAAACACAGCGGUAGUAGUACUUAUAUUUUAGGGUGUCUCUGACUCAGACUUAACCCUCAGCUACCUGAAACUUAGCAAUUCUGUAUAUUUUAUCUGGCCUUUCUUUUCUCAGUUAUUUGUUUUUCCAGUAGUGCCAAUCCCCAAUCAAUGCUCGGACCUCUGUAAUUAACGAGAGCAAAAUCAUGGACCUGUUGGAUCUGCCUUGUAAAAAGCAAGACCUCUGUAGUUAAUAAGAGUAAAAUCAUGGGCCUGCUACAGUUGGCCUCUUGA
Molecule: messenger RNA, 4925 nt
Organism: Lolium perenne
Lineage: Eukaryota; Viridiplantae; Streptophyta; Magnoliopsida; Poales; Poaceae
Biological process (GO): protein K48-linked deubiquitination
Cellular component (GO): cell periphery; cytosol
Molecular function (GO): nuclear export signal receptor activity; cysteine-type deubiquitinase activity; K48-linked deubiquitinase activity
Source: RefSeq, a predicted model, not a curated record